UACCUAAUUUUGUCAUGACGGAGGAAUUAAAUUUUUUACUCACUCAUAUGAUAAAUCACCCUUGGAAAGGUUACACGCACACAACUCCAGCACCUUUGGAAUCAAUUUGCUACAUAAAUUACAUUUCCAACCUUCUCAUUGAGCCACACAUACAUUCCCCACUUAGCCAGACCGACUUACAAAUGGAACCGUGCAGAGAGCAGGAAAUUUCCAAGAAAAUGAAUACCCAAACCGGUCAAGAAUUCAAUUUCAACCCCACCGUCAAUCCUGGCCCUUCAUAUUUUGGAAACUUCCCUUCCACCAGUCGCGCUAAUUCUUCAGAAAUUUCGAAAUUUCCCCAAAAUCUUUCCACCCCCGAGAUAACCCCAAAUACACCCGUGAAAAAGGAGCUUCGUUCCAUUUUAAAAACCCCCCUUCGCAGUGCAGAAUACCAGCCAAAUGAAAAAUAUACGAGAAAAAUUCGCGUAAAAGUUGGAACAAAGAGGAAUCACGAGGAGUCCAGGAUGGAAACGGAUUCUGAGGCCGAACAAGAAAAACCCAGAAAACGGGUCACAUUUUGGCCAGUAAUAAAUUUAUACGCUUCUUGGGCUCAAAAACGUCGAAACAAGGAAAACGCUAAAAUGGAAGAAAUUAACGAAUUGUUCGGACAGAUGUUGAAAGACGGGGAAUAAUAAAAAGCAAAAUGGUGUCGAAUCACGGAGGGCAUAUAUUACGGUAAUAAAGAGCGUUACCGUAUCUGUAGGAAUGAAGUGCACCGUUGUGGUAAUGAAAAUUUACCACUUGGAAAUAUCUUAAAUCGGGGAGGAAGUUAUUCCCAAAUUUAUACCACGUGACUUCACCACAUUUUUAAAAGUGUAUUUAUUACCUUACUUAUGUCACCUUACUUUACACGUAGUUAUUGCGAAGUUAUGUACAUGUUGAUACCUAAAAAAUGCAUAACUAUAAAUAAGAAAUAAUGGUGCUUACAUAUUUAAUCUACUUAAUUUACUAGUUAUGUAAUUACUUACUAAUUAAUGAAUUUUUAAUGUAUAAUAAAUACAAAAAAAUUCAGAAGGAA
This is a messenger RNA of Folsomia candida, 1057 nucleotides long. RefSeq lists its product as uncharacterized. Bases 15 to 671 code for a protein of 218 amino acids. Lineage: Eukaryota; Metazoa; Arthropoda; Collembola; Entomobryomorpha; Isotomidae. The transcript is spliced from 4 exons. The record is from RefSeq and is a predicted model, not a curated record.